Messenger RNA from Colletotrichum orchidophilum, 336 nucleotides. RefSeq lists its product as uncharacterized. The record is from RefSeq and is a predicted model, not a curated record. The transcript has 2 exons. Lineage: Eukaryota; Fungi; Ascomycota; Sordariomycetes; Glomerellales; Glomerellaceae. Bases 1 to 336 code for a protein of 111 amino acids.
AUGGCCUCCGCCAGAUCCCUUCCCUUUCUCCGCCGCCUCGCCAUCGCGCGACCCGUCCCCGGGACCACUGCGGCACCCUUCGCCGCGGCCCGCCAGGUCCGGUGGAGCACGCAUAACCCCAAAGAGGGCGAUCUCGGCGGGCCCGGCGGGCAGGAGCCCGUGCCGCCUACCAGUGGUGCCACGCAAAGCUGGCCGACGCUGGUGGCCAUCGCUGCCGUGGGACUCGGUGUCGGGGGGUAUCUUGUGCAUAAAACGGGGAAGUCCAAGGGUCAGGGAAUCGUGGUGGAGAAGGGAGAAUUUGAUAAGCUGGCGGAAAAGGUUGCGUCGAGGAAGUAG